Messenger RNA from Folsomia candida, 1132 nucleotides. RefSeq lists its product as uncharacterized. Lineage: Eukaryota; Metazoa; Arthropoda; Collembola; Entomobryomorpha; Isotomidae. The record is from RefSeq and is a predicted model, not a curated record. The coding region runs from base 195 to 1040 and encodes 281 amino acids. Gene Ontology annotation, cellular component: cytoplasmic microtubule. The transcript is spliced from 4 exons.
GGCAAAGUCACUACUGAAUAUUAUUUGCAUGGUCAUUGUUGUUAUUGGCAAUAAUAAGUAACUCCACAAAAAUGCAUAUCAAGAUGUUCAAGACAAGAUUCUCAAAAAAUUGAAAUUCUGCAUGAUAUGAUUUUUGUUUUUGUAUUUUAAGUUUCUUGAGGUUGAGGAAGUUUCUGUCGUUAAUUCCAAGAAGGAUGGAGAUGUUUGGAUUUCAAAGAUAUUCUGACGACUUGGAUGAGAGUAUUUAUCCCCCGUGCGACACUUCCCAAACAUCUAGAUUUCGUUCCCGAUUCGCAAAAAAGGUUCGAGUUGAUACGUGGUGUCAAAGGACGGGAUGCUACAACACUAUGGGCCCACCCAGUGGGUGCUUUGAGAGACCGAAAGAAUUCUUGAGGAAACAUAGUCGCUCCCACCCCGUGUUUAUUGACCCCUUCGUUCUGCGGACUCCAGGCGCAGAUAUCAUGGCCCAACGUGAUGGAAAAUCCAAGAGUGAUGACGGCGAGAAAGGGCGCAUUCGCCGGAGGUGUGGGGGCGACCCACCUCCGAGAGUGGAACGAGGCAGGAGAGACUUCUUAGAGGAGAAUGCUCUCCGUGUCAUUCGGAUGCCUCAUCGACGAACGAAGCGGUGCUACAACUGUGAGGACGGGAGUCACAAGAUGGACCUGAGCACCCUCCCCUUCGUCCUCUCACCAGGCUUCGGAAGAGUUCCUGACUAUCUCCAGAGACGAAAGUUUGAGCUCUACUGCGAAGCCCAACGCUUAAAACGGGAAACGAUGGACGCACAAGUUCCUCCAAAUUGCAGAGUCAUGAGUCAUUUCGAACGGUGUUCCCUGAUUAGUGGUCUCCAAUCUCGAUGGGACGAGCUCACUCACGAGUACGUGGGUUUGCCGGCCUAUUUCAGCGAAUCGCUCGACAAGAAGAAAUCAGAAUUAGUGCACCAAUUGAAAGAAAUUGAAGCUGACUUGAGACUUUUGAAUUGUUCCGGCCCGGUUUUCAUAUCACAAAAUUCUUCCGACUUUCCAACCUCAAAUUUUUUUUGAUUGUAUAACAAAUCUAACAUAACAAAUACGACAAAAAAUCCUUCUUAUUUCCUGAUAUUUUUGUUAGCCAAGGCACAAUGAAUUGCAUGCAU